Molecule: messenger RNA, 1233 nt
Organism: Symbiodinium pilosum
Lineage: Eukaryota; Dinophyceae; Suessiales; Symbiodiniaceae
Source: the annotation of a GenBank genome assembly
AUGUCAAGCGUUCGACCCCUCUUGGUGACAGAGUCGGAUGCAGAAGGCAUCUUGAACGACACCUCACAGGAACCUGCAAAGACAGAUGAAACUGACGUGGUUAAGCCCGUGCCGACGGGCGAGUCCGACUUCAGCGCAGCUGCAGCGUAUCGAACGAGGAGUAUGGCCUCAGAUGUUUCCUCGGCAUCAGGUGUUAAGGUCAAAAAAUCGUUCCGCAGGCUGUGGAGUAUAGUCCAGGAUCGCGUCUCCACGUUUCCGAUGCAGCAACACACGGGCGAUGGCCUUAUACUGGCAAUGGUUCGAACCCGAGAUCAGAUGUUCUCAGAUACCGUGUACACAGAGGACACAACGCAUGAAGUGCUGCAGCUGGUCUUAGUGCUGUGGCUUCAUGCGGCCUCUUUGAUUUUACAAUAUGGCUUGACUUAUCACCUGUACUUCACCACAGUGGAUGGGUUAGCGGCUCCAUUUAGCAGUGGCAUCACCGACAAGUUGCAGGCAAUUCUGCAUGCACUUGGCCAUGAGCCACCCCUGCCGCUCUCGGAGGAGGACCCGGUGCAGAAGGAUGCGCUGGACCUCUGCAUGAAGCAGCACUCUCUUGGACUGACGCAUCUGAUGGUGCUGUCACUCUGGGGUGCGCGGAUGGUAGCGGAGGUUUCAGAGCUGCUGAAUAGCGGGACCAUCCUGAGCUUGAUAGCGGAGCCCGCCGCCGUGGGCUUUCAGUUUCUUGAGGAGAGGACCGAUGAUGGAAAGAUGCUGGUUGCCAACAUGAGUUUGAUGAUGAAGAUUGCCUGCAUCGUUCUUGUUAUAAUUCCAAAAUUGGUUUGCACCAGCUUCUUGAUGUGGACAGGUGGGAAAAUGUUCAUGUUGACUCACACAAUGGGAUCCCUCAUCAUCCCGCUGCUGACCCUGACCUACAUCUUGCAGAUUCCCGCAAUCCUGUUUUCUGGAUUCUCCUCAUUUAAGUUCAAGGAGAAGGUCCAGCUGACGCUGUACCAGUACAGAGUUGCGCUCUGCUACAAUUCACCGAACUGCCAAAUGUGGGGCCUCACAGUGAUCAAAGCAGCAGCAACCUUCUGCUAUGUGUUUUUCAUCUAUGUGCUGGCUUUUGGUGAUGUCACUGAGUACCGCAAUCUGUGCAGCAGGUAUCUAACUAUCUUCCCAGCAGGACGCUGCAGUUUUCGAUGUCAAUUGGGCUUAACAAGCCCCGAGCACAUGCACAAUGGUGCGAGCUAG